AUGGCUCCGAAGGAGAUGGAAGAACUAAAGUCCCAGCUAGAAGAAUUGUUGGAUAAGGGUUAUGUUCAACCUAGUGUUUCGCCUUGGGGCGCUCCAGUUUUGUUUGUAAGGAAGAAAGAUGGUAGUCUGAGGUUAUGCAUCGACUACCGGGAGUUAAACAAGGACCGUAAGGUGAUUGCGUACGCAUCACGACAAUUGAAAGUACAUGAAGUUAAUUAUCCUACCCAUGAUCUGGAGUUAGCUGCUAUAGUGUUUGCUCUCAAAAUAUGGCGACAUUACUUGUAUGGUGUCGAAUGUAAGAUCUACAGUGAUCAUCAGAGUUUGAAGUAUCUCUACACUCAGCCUGAUUUGAACAUGCGACAACCCGAUGCGUUGAGUAGGAAGUCUAAUCCCUCAUUGUCCGCCUUAGACGGAGUUGAAGAGUUACAUCGGGAUUUUGCCAGAUUAAAUUUGGAAAUGGAUAAAGACCCGAAACUUUUAAAGUUAAAGGAACAGGCACGGGAAGGAAAAGUAGAGGGAUUCUUUGUUCAGGAAGAUGGAAGUUUGAGGUUCAAGGGUCGCUGGUGUUUACCAACAGGGGAGGAAUCUUUAAAGGAAUGUAUCUUGGAUGAGGCCCAUUGUACGAAAUUUUAA
This is a messenger RNA of Amaranthus tricolor (Joseph's coat), 633 nucleotides long. RefSeq lists its product as uncharacterized. The record is from RefSeq and is a predicted model, not a curated record. The transcript is spliced from 4 exons. The coding region runs from base 1 to 633 and encodes 210 amino acids. Lineage: Eukaryota; Viridiplantae; Streptophyta; Magnoliopsida; Caryophyllales; Amaranthaceae.